UAAAAAGUGAGAAGAAUAUCUUAUGCUGUAUAGCUAGGUAGAACCAAAAGAAAAAAUGACGAGCAAAAAACGUGUGAUUGUCAUGCCAGUUCCAGCCCAAGGCCAUGUGAAACCCCUCAUGCUACUUUCUCACAAGCUAGUCAAGCAUGGGUUGAGAGUCACUUUCGUUAACACUGAAUUCAACCAUAACAAGAUCUUGAGCGGCAUGGGUGUUGAUGAUGAUACUGCUGGGUUUGGAUCAGAGAUUGAGAUGGUGUCAAUCCCAGAUGGGUUGGGGUCAAUGGCCGAUAGAACUGACGAAGACCUCAUAUGUGAUUUAGUUUGGGGGGAGAGUAUUUUGCCUGCAGAGUUUGAAAAACUCAUAACAACUAUAAAUAAUGGUACCGGUGGUUCUCCGGACGACAUCAUUAGUUGUGUGGUUUCUGAUUAUUUUUUGAGUUGGCCACUCGAAAUUGCAGCUAAAUUAGGUGUUAAAGCUGCUGUUUUCUUUCCUUCCGCGGCUGCACUUUUCCUCUACACCAUGAACAUACCAAAGUUGAUACAGGAUGGGAUCAUCACAUCUGAUGGCAAGCCAACCAAACAACAAAUGAUACAAUUGUCUAGUGGCGUGCCUACCAUAGACACAUCAAAAUUACCAUGGAAUAUUGGUAACCCUGCUACACAAAAGGUUGUAUUUCGUGGUUUUGUUAAUGCUUGUCAAAGUUUAAAAAUGACAGAUUGGUGGCUUUGCAAUACAUCCCAUGACAUCGAACCUCUUGUGUUUUCUCUACUUCCAAAGCUCCUCCCAAUAGGCCCAUUAAUGGCAUCCAUAGAUAAUAGUCCUUUAGAUAUUCCAGGGUCACAAUUUUGGGCUGAAGACUCAUCUUGCUUAAGCUGGUUGGAUCAACACAAGCCGCACUCGGUCAUAUACAUUGCAUUCGGCAGCUCCACAUUUCAUGACCAAGUCCAAUAUCAUGAGCUAGCUCGUGGGCUUGAGCUAAUUGGUAUGCCAUUUCUUUGGGUUGUUCGUCCAGGAUUUAUCUUAAGUAAACAAAAAAAUGGACUUGAACUAUAUGGAUUUGAAAGCAAUAGUAAUAAUAACAAUCUUGGAAAAAUAGUCAAUUGGGCACCUCAACAAAAGGUUUUAAGUCACCCUGCGAUUGCUUGUUUUGUGAGUCAUUGUGGAUGGAACUCAACUCUUGAAGGUUUAAGCAAUGGAGUGCCUUUCUUGACUUGGCCUUAUUUUGCUGAUCAAUUUAUGGAUGAGAGUUAUAUAUGUGAUAUUUGGAAAGUUGGAAUGAAGUUUGAGCCCAAUGAACGUGGAAUCGUAACAAGUGAAGAAGUGAAAAAUAAAGUGGAUAAACUACUACUUGAUAAAGAUAUACGAAGAAGGUCUUUAGAAUUCAAAGAAAUGAUAAUGAAAAGUAUUUCUAAAGAUGGUCAAUCUUCCGAAAAUGUCAACAACUUGGUCAAAUGGAUUAAGGAGACAUAAUAGGGUACCCCCUCGUUAUAUAUAUCUAAGGGUGAUCAUUAUGAGUGCGUUUAUGCGUCAUAUUAAGUGGUAUUAAGUCAUAUAUAUUUUAUUAUAUUGUAUUAUAAUGAAUUAUCUUUUAUAACAUAUUUUUAUAUAGUAUUAUAUUUGAUAUUGACUUGUAUUUACAUAUAAAUAUAUAAUAUUUUAAUAAAAGUCAAUACAAAAUAUAUUAUACUAUAUAAAAAUAUACUAUAAAACACAAUUUAUUAUAAUAUAAUACAAUACCCCAUAAUACAUGGUAUCAAACGUACCCUAUUUGUGUAACAUUAUCAGCUCGCUCCAGAAUGAUGUGGUCAAAUUGUUAUUAUGUGAUUGUCAUUAUUUUUUUAUGUGUUUGCUUUUUUUUUUUUCCUUUUGUUCUUUUAAUUUCCUUCCCUAUAAAUGUCCAGCAUAGUGCCCUAAAAAAGCAUAUAUUAGUACAAUAUUUUUGGAAUUUAUGAAAGUGAUAAUUUUCUUUAA
Messenger RNA from Humulus lupulus (European hop), 1972 nucleotides. RefSeq names its product UDP-glycosyltransferase 83A1-like. The record is from RefSeq and is a predicted model, not a curated record. The transcript has 2 exons. Lineage: Eukaryota; Viridiplantae; Streptophyta; Magnoliopsida; Rosales; Cannabaceae. Gene Ontology annotation, molecular function: UDP-glycosyltransferase activity. The coding region runs from base 56 to 1471 and encodes 471 amino acids.